AUGACAACGGCAUGGUCUUCAGGCGAGCAGAGGGUGGAGGAGGGAACUCAUGUAAGGGCACUCGAUGCUCAAAAUGUCACAAAGACCGACGGGUCUUCUGCAGAAGUGUUGCGAACCGAAGACCACGUCCCGCAGAUCAGCAUUGAGGACAACGAAGCUUCAUCUCGGUGGCUGACCGUUUCACCAUAUCUCGAUUCCAACCAUCUCUUGGACCUGCAGAGUGUCGAUACUCCAAAUCGACUUCUUGCGCUUACAGCAAUCCAGCUUGAGGCAGCGACAAACGCCUACGCUACCGUCAGAUAUGAAGAUGCUUUUGAUUGGAAAGGCUUCAUGGCCAACUUAAAGGCGCUCGCAGCCAGCGAGGGAUACACGUGGACGCGGCAAGAAUUCUAUGUUGUCGAAUUCAGGUCCAAACUGAAACAGAAUAUUGAUGUCGACCUUCUGUUUAAGCUUGAUAAGGAAUCUCACAUUGAGGCUACCAAGAGUGGUGGUCUCUUGAAGUAUUGGUAUGGUGUUCCCGAUGCGGAUCGGAGAAACCUCGCAACAUGUUUGUGGCGAAACAAGGAGGAUGCCGUCAAGGGAAGUCGAGGACCAUGGCACAGACAGGCACGUGCAGCCAUCUCUCAAAUGUACGAGGAAAUCGACGUCAGGGGUCUCUGUCUCAUUAUCGAAGACAAUGUGCGAGGCUGGAGCUUUGAUCCUUACGGCUGA
Rhinocladiella mackenziei CBS 650.93 is the source of this 711-nucleotide messenger RNA. RefSeq lists its product as uncharacterized. The record is from RefSeq and is a predicted model, not a curated record. The transcript is spliced from 2 exons. NCBI's taxonomy places the organism in Eukaryota, Fungi, Ascomycota, Eurotiomycetes, Chaetothyriales, Herpotrichiellaceae. The coding region runs from base 1 to 711 and encodes 236 amino acids.